UUCACCUCGAGGGGAAGAAAACCACGAGGAGAAAACGCUCAUUGAUUUCUGUGUGUGUGUGUGUGUGUGUGUGUGUGUGAGUAUAUUUCAUGGCAAAUAAUGCUGCACGUUUGGUGUUUUCUGUGUCUCGUAAUGUGUGUUUUUGUGUUUUUGUAUGGAGCGUUCACGCACAGAGCUGCAGGCCCUCACCAGAGUCCAUACGAGAUUUUAAGUCUUUCUUUUUCUCUCUCUUUUAGCCGCACAUUGCCGGAGAACAUGACAUCUGUGAAUGUUGCAGGACAAGCCCUUCAAUGCGGGCCAUUGUUCGGCACACCAUUUAUCUUCGUUUCGCUGCACUUCACUGGCCCGUUAGGUCGAGGAGGAGUUUUAGUUUUCCGGGAGAAAUGUGAGGAGAGUUCCUCAUCAAACGGCUCCAACAGGCUCCCAGCAUACUGGAGACCGGAGAAUCUGGUGAGAAGAUGGAAAAAGCCAGAAGCUGCAGGGCUCUCUGGAAACCUGCCAUGACAUUUGGCUGCCAGCGCUCCGUCAGAAGGUCAAAGGUGCACAUUUAAUGGAAAUGCAGAAAACCAGUGCGACCCAAAACACCCAGAAGCACCACGACUUCUUCUUCAACGAGUCUUUGGUGGAGGAUGUCAGCGGGUGUGGGUGCGCAGCCGCACACCAACAAUUGGCGCAGGAGACGUUUGAGCGCACGUUUCCCUGGAGGUCAAAACAGCAAAACCCCAAGUUUGCUGUGAGCAAAAAGAUUUUCCCCUGGAUGAAAGAGUCCAGACACUCAGAUCAGAACCCUGGCAGGAGAACCGCAGACUGCACCGUCAACGAGAAGUGUCCAAGCGCGAUCCCGCCGGCCCCCAAGAGGACGCGCACCGCGUACACGAGCGCGCAACUGGUGGAGCUGGAGAAGGAGUUCCACUUCAGCCGCUACCUGUGCAAGCCGCGGCGGGUGGAGAUGGCCAGCCUGCUCAACCUCCACGAGAGGCAGAUCAAGAUUUGGUUUCAGAACCGGAGGAUGAAGCAGAAGAAGGACGAGAGAGAGCAGGGCCUCGCCACCCCUCCGUCCUCCCCCUCCGCCCCGGGCAGCCCCACUCUGUCGAGCCUGGGUUAUGUCCAUCUGGGCGGGGAUUACCAGCCGGCCUCCCCUCCGCUCAAGUCCCAACAACAACACCAGUCCCAGGCAGCGUACCCGGCAGAAUACUCCAAAUACCCAGCUCCAGGCUUCACGCACGAGCCGCAGUUUAAUGUGCAGUACGACAUGCACACCACCUCACGCACAGCAGACCCAAAUGCGGAUCUUAACGGGUCGUUUUUCUCCCAAAGCUGCACUCAAGACAGAAUCAUGCAAGCUCCAAAACUGACUCAUCUGUAGCAGAAACAUGUGAUUUCCUCGACUCUCCACAAAACAACUUUCCACUUAAUUUUUAGAAGAUCUGUCUUCAUGCAUGCAGCUAUUUUAUGAUUUAUUUAUUGGACUAAUUAAUCUAAAUAUUAGUCUCAAAUUUGUAUUUUUACACAUGUAUUUAUUUUAUAUCAACUGUUGUGUUAACUUUCACGCAUGGGCCUCUUUUAAAUUAUUUUCCGGAGACAUGCAGCCCUGUGUAUCUUAGGUUGAAAUGUCCCUGCUGUUAUUUCAGCUACAUACAUAAACACAAUUUGUUGAGAUUUCCCCCACCAGACUCUCCACAGUAAAUACUCCUCUACGAAAGGACGACUGUAAUGCAGCCAAAACGUUGAAAUAAAUGGCAACUUUCCUUGUUUUUUGUUAAAGCUUAAUUAGCACUUGAGGUCUAUCACAUCACAUGAACUCUUACUUAAUUACAGGGGAUGAGUGUGGAUGUGAGAGUUUCUUUUUAUUGAAAGAUAUUAUAUUAUA
Messenger RNA from Perca flavescens (yellow perch), 1870 nucleotides. Its product is annotated as homeobox protein Hox-D3. NCBI's taxonomy places the organism in Eukaryota, Metazoa, Chordata, Actinopteri, Perciformes, Percidae. The transcript is spliced from 3 exons. Gene Ontology annotation, biological process: embryonic skeletal system morphogenesis; regulation of transcription by RNA polymerase II; anterior/posterior pattern specification. Bases 551 to 1366 code for a protein of 271 amino acids. The record is from RefSeq and is a predicted model, not a curated record. Gene Ontology annotation, molecular function: RNA polymerase II cis-regulatory region sequence-specific DNA binding; DNA-binding transcription factor activity, RNA polymerase II-specific. Gene Ontology annotation, cellular component: nucleus.